Messenger RNA from Trichoderma harzianum CBS 226.95, 1004 nucleotides. RefSeq lists its product as hypothetical. NCBI's taxonomy places the organism in Eukaryota, Fungi, Ascomycota, Sordariomycetes, Hypocreales, Hypocreaceae. Gene Ontology annotation, molecular function: hydrolase activity. The transcript has a single exon. The record is from RefSeq and is a predicted model, not a curated record. Bases 45 to 893 code for a protein of 282 amino acids.
UUACAUCUUCCCUAUUAACAGGCUAACCAUUGCACUUAAUCAAAAUGCCCAUUGACGAAUAUUCUCACUUUUUUUCUAAUGGAGACGUCAAGAUCCAUUACCACCUUUACGGACAGGGUCCAGCCUUGGUGUUUGUCCAUGGCCAUCCAGACAACGAAAUGACCUUUUCCAAACAAAUCGACGAGUUCUCCAAAGACCAUACUGUCAUUCUUCCUACCCUUCGAGGAUAUCCCCCAAGCGAUGUGCCGCUAGACCCAGACGCCUACGAUGGCAAUGUUAUGGCGGGUGACUUGGUGGCCCUUCUGGAUCACUUGAAGAUUGAAAAGGCAAUCUUUGCAGGAGGGGAUGUUGGAGGCAUUACUGUGCAAAAGCUUGCUUUCCUACACCCCGAGAAGCUAUUGGGUCUGGUCAUCUUCAACACACCAAUUCUCGGCACCAUGAUGCAUCUCAUCCACCACGAUAAAGAACAACAGGAGCUGUCCAAGUACUCACUCAAGUACAUCAAGCACAACCCCGGCGACGAGUACGACCUGGAUCACGUUGUCCGCAUCAUCACGGAUCCCGAUUACCGCGCUAAAAUUAAAGAGUAUCUCAAGAACUCUCCAGAGGGCGGCAUGUUUUACUUUUUCCGCAAGAACUUUCCCGCGCCGCCGUAUGGCCAAAACAUUGACACUUCAGGCAUGCACUACAAGAUGCCCUGUGUGGUGAUCUGGGGAAUGCAGGAGCCGUACUUUUCGGACAAGAUGCUGGAUGGAUUCUAUAAAUGGUUUGAUCAAUCGGUCCGAGUUGUUACACUGCCUCAGGCUGGACACUGGCCUUGGAGAGAAGAUGCGCCAAAAGUAAACCGAGAGCUGCGGUCGUGGCUUAAUGCGCUGGAAAGCGGACAACUUUGAUGGAAUUCAUGGAGAGAACAUCGAAGAGAUCGAUAAUGAAUGGAGUAAAAUGACAGGGAUCGUUAUGAUCAUGAAAAUACGGGGGCAUUUUGGGAGAAAAGGGAAAAGCAC